Molecule: messenger RNA, 7329 nt
Organism: Enterobius vermicularis (human pinworm)
Lineage: Eukaryota; Metazoa; Nematoda; Chromadorea; Rhabditida; Oxyuridae
Source: the annotation of a GenBank genome assembly
AUGGGAGUAAUCACUUUGAACGUUGUGUGGUCAUCUAGGCCGAACGAGCAACCGACAGUAAAAAAAGCGAUGCAGUUCGAGCCAUCGACACUCGUCUUCGAUGCUUGCAAGAUCAUUCGAGAAAAAAUCACUGACAACAACCUGAAUCCAAAAGAAUAUGGACUUUUCCGCCUCGAGGAUGACCCGACGAAGUGUGUGUGGAUGGAAAAUGGAAGACCCUUGGAGUAUUAUUUGGUCAGAAACGGAGAUACCGUAGAGUAUAAAAAGAAGAUCAGGGCCUUGAAAGUCAAAAUGCUUGACGGAUCAAUCAAGACCGUUAUGGUUGAUGAGAGUCAGCCUGUGAGCGAAUUAAUGCUCGUUAUUUGCUCUAAGAUUGGCAUCAGCAAUCACGAUGAAUAUUCAUUGGUACAAGUGCGGCAACCGUCGGAAGAUGAGUCGAAACCAAGUACAGUUACAAAAGAGGAAAAGAGGAGUAAAAGCGAAGAAAAAGGGUUAGCUUUUGGUACAUUAGGUAGAAAUAAAGAGAAAAGAAUGGAGCAGCUGCGAGCGAAACUGCACACGGAUGAAGAAUUAAUGUGGUUGAAUCAUGGAAAGACCCUUCGAGAGCAAUCGGUCGGUGAUGAAGAAAUACUCGUUCUGAGGCGCAAAUACUUUUUUUCCGAUACAAAUGUUGACUGCCGUGAUCCCGUGCAGUUGAAUUUGUUGUAUGAACAAUGCAAACUGGGGAUUUUGCAAGGAACUCAUCCGGUCAGAAGAGAAAUGGCUUGUGAUUUGGCUGCUUUACAGUGUCAGAUUCAAUACGGCGACAUACAUGAUAUACAAGAGAAUCGAUUUCGGAGUAAUGUUGAUCUUCGGGAGAUAUUACCCAAGGAGUAUGCAAAAUCUAAAGACAAUGAGAAGCGCAUUAUUGAAUCAUACAAAGAAUUAGCUGGGAAAAGUGAGUUGGACGCCAAGAGCAAAUAUGUGCAUCUUUGUCGCUCAUUAGUAACCUACGGAGUGACAUUUUUUGUUGUAAAAGAAAAAAUGAAAGGGAAGAAUAAACUCGUUCCACGGUUACUUGGGGUAAACAAGGAAUGUGUGAUGCGUGUCGAUGAGAAAACGAAGGAAGUUUUACAAGAAUGGCCUUUGGAACAAGUUCGCCGGUGGGCAGCAUCUCCGAAAACCUUCACAUUGGAUUUCGGUGACUACCAAGAGGGAUAUUACGCUGUACAGACUGCCGAUGGGGAAAAAAUCGCUCAACUUAUAGCCGGCUAUAUUGACAUCAUUCUUAAAAAGAAGCGAACAAGAGAUCAUUUUGGUGUUGAGGGGGACGAAGGUUCGACAAUGCUCGAAGACGUAGUGGCUCCUGCACGUGCUACUCUCGUAGCUCAUGGUCAAGUUGGAGAAGGAUUUGCUGUUGAGGGAAAUGUAGCGAUUCCAGGCGUGUUGAGAACGCCAGGAGUUGCCGGCACCGGACAGAGGAGCGUGUUGGAUGGAGCCCAAUACGGUGCUGUCAGUGGACAAAUCCUUCAGCAGCAGAUUUCUAAGGGUCAAAGGGCUAGGAUUGUUAAUUCUCAAGAAAGAGCUCAACGCGCUCUCAUAGGAACAAUUGAAGCUUCGAUUCGGGCUGUGGAACAAGCUGAGGAAGAGAUGCAAAAGCCGAUUGAGAUUGAACUUCCGCGGUUUACCGACGAUCCACAGUCAAGACGUUGGGUUGAAACUAAAGUAGAAGUCGAGAAACAGAAGGUUGGUGAUCAACUCGCACAAAUGGGUGCAGCAACCGCCCAGGUUGUGCAACUUACUGCGGUUCCAGAUGAAAUCGAUUCUCGUGUAGGGAAUGCCAUUGCAACAAUAGGAUCAAACUUACCUGAGAUGGGACGGGGAGUGAGGGAACUUGCUGCUGUUAUGCCGGAUAAACAGCGUGCAGGAGAUCUGGUUGGCGCUGCCCGCCGGCUUUGUGGAGCUUUCUCCGAUUUUCUAACGACAGUCAAUCCUGAACAUGAGGAGAAGAGAACUACUGUACUGGCAGCUGCUGGUCGCGUCGGAGAUAUGUCCCAAGCAGUAAUGGAAACGAUGGAGUCUCCGACGCAGGAAGCGAGAGAAUUUCAUGACCAUUUAGUUCUCAGAGCAAAAAAUGUCGCAACAUCUACUGCUCAACUGGUCCUCAGAGCAAAAACUAUAUCGGCGAAAUGCGAACAGCCAGCUCUGCAGGAUAAGGUUAUUCAUAGUGCAACCCAAUGUGCUUUUGCUACAUCGCAGUUAGUUGCUUGUGCUCGUGUUGUGGCACCGACUAUUGAAUCACCAGCCUGUCAGGAUCAGUUGACAAAUGCUGCAAAACAGGUGGCUAAGGCAGUCGAAGAGCUUUUAGUUGAUGCAAGAGCUGCAUGUGAAAGGAGUACUGAUGAUGGGCAACGUCUCUUCAGUGAUAUUCAUGAUGCUGCUCGUCAGGUCACUACCGCUUUAGAUGACCUGCUGUUGCAUGUGAAAACAUCUCCUAAACAAACAAAGUCGUCACAGGAAGUCUAUGAGUACGAAAAAAUUUUGAAUCAGUCCAGAAAGAUCAUAACCUAUCAAGGACCAACAGAAGACAUGAUUCGUCAAGGAGAGAGUGCGAUUCGCCACAGUCGAAUCUUAGUUAAUCAAAUAGAAGCCGAGGCUGACAGAACACCGGAAAAUCGGGAUCGUUUGCUUGAUGCUGCUAGAUCUGUGGCACGGGCGACGAGUAAUAUGAUAGAUGCGACUAAGGAAUGCCAGUCUCAUCCUCAAGCAGUUGAAUCGCAAAUGGCAUUACGAUCAGCUGCGGAGAAUCUUGUAACAGUCACGAGCGAAGCAACUAGUGAGCAACAAAGCAGACGUAUUAUGGAACAUCUCGAACAAGCCGCGAAACAGACUGCUACAGCAGCGACACAGACAAUUGUUGCAGCUAAUGCAUGUCAUCAGCACAUACAGUCUCGUACAGUGACAGAGACUCUGAUUGUUGAAUGUCAAGAAACAGCUGAACGUGUACCGCCGCUUAUUGCUUCUAUCAAGGAUAGUCAGGGCGCUCAUACCGCAAGUGAAAAAUUUCGAGCUCAAAGCAAUCUUAUAAGGGACACAACUCAGGUAUUGAAACCCGCUACUCGUCUUGUAGAAGUUGCUCGUCAAACCGUACCUUCGGUUAUGGACCAACAUGUUGCAACUCACCUGCAGUCCACUAGUCAACAGUUGUCAGUUCAUUUGGCAGAACUUCGAGUUGGGUCUACCUUAACGCAGAUGAUUAGCGCUGCUUCUACCGGUGACCGCCAACACAUCGGCGCCAGUGCUGUAGAUGCUGCUCAGUCUUUACGUUCAUUUACGUCUGCUGUGCAUGGUGUUUGUGCAACUCGAAAAGAUACUCCAAUCUCUAAGUUUAUUGUAAAUGCCAGAUCAGUAGUCAGCGACUCAGGAAGAGUCUUCGAUCGUGUUCGUGAAAAAGCACCUCAGACAGUAAUGACUGAAGCAACACGAACAGCCACUACUUCGUUACGACAAUGCUUAGCUUGUCUUCCUGAUAAUCAGCAUGUAGAAAAAGCGAUUGAAUUAAUUCAAACAUUUAAAGUGUCUGAAACGGCAGUUCCAGUUGAUCUUCGCGGGUCGGCUUCUCGAUUAAUUGAAUCCAGUUCACAGUUAGCUGUGAAACUUGAUACGGCUCAACAAGCAGCUGCAGUAGAAGUCUUUGUACGUUCGUAUACUGAAUUUCAUACGGCAGUUACACAGUCAAUUCAACAGCAGCCUAAUGCGGCAGAGCGACAGCAGUGUUUGGGACAUCUGGAAAAUGCUCGCAAAGAGGCUGUUAAUGUAGUUUCGCAUUCUCAUACAGUCUCUAUCGACUCAUCUAAUGCAGCUGCCUUGCAGUCGUUGCUGGAAUCUACAAGGUCGCUUACUGAGUCUGUAAAUGCUAUUGUUGAGAUAUUAGGACGUGAAGCUCCCUGGCAACGUGAAUGUGAUGCAGCUUUAAGGCAGAUUCAGUCUAUUCGCCAUAUUCUGGACCGUGCUGAUUUACCGAUGAAUAACGAGGGGUAUUAUGAAAGUCUUGACUCAGUAACAGAACAGGCUAAACGAUUGGGAGCUGGUAUGACCGGAAUAGCCAGACAUGCAAAAAUGCAGGAUGCUCACGCGCUAUGUGAUAGUGUCAAAACAGCAGCGAAUGCAGUGUGCGGCUUAGCCGAAGGAGCUGCCCAGAGUGCCUAUUUGGUGGGUGUGGCUGAGGCACGAAGCCAACCGGGGCGUGCGGCAGUUAUCGAUAUAACAAGGUGUGGCCGUACAGUGCAACUAGUCAAACGGAUCUGUGAGCGGAUUCAACGUUCCGAGUACACGCAACAGCAGCUUUUGGAUGAUGCGACAGUUGUAGCAAAACACACUUCGACGUUAGCUAAUCUAUGCCGUGAAGCGUCUGAACGAACGUCGAAUGUUAGCGUCAAAAAGCAAUUCAUUAACUGUGCAAGAGAUGUUGCUUCGUCUGCUGCUUUACUGAUAACAUCAGUUAAGCAGUUAGAUACUUCAUUUAAUGAACAAAAUCAACGAGAAUGUUCGAAUGCAGCAGUUUCGCUUUAUACCGCAGCAGAUCAACUUGAGACAUACGUCGAUAAUCCGGAUUUUGCACCCGUGCCAGCAAAGAUCUCCAUUGCUGGUCAAAAUGCGCAGAGACAAGUUCUUGUAUCUGGAAGGCAGAUGCUGGAUGCUAGUUGUGAAAUGAUAACAACUGCAAAAGAAUUGGCGGCUUCUCCAACUGACGCUCAAACUUGGCAACAACUAGCUGAUAAUUCGAAUGUCGUUAGUGAAAGCAUAAAGAGAUUAGUCUCGGCUAUUCGCCAAGAAGCACCUGGACAAGCUGAUUUGGAACAGGCUAUUGCAAAAUUACGGCAUUUAAUCACUCAGAUCGACAGAGCUUCACUAGAUGCAGCGCAGGAUCAGUUACCAAGAAGUGCUGUUACUGAGCAAGUUGUUCACCAGCAAAUUUUACAUGCAUGUCAGUCUCUUUACGACAGAAUAGAGUCGUUGAGAGACGCUGCGGUAGGUCGUUCUGAAGGGUUGGGUCAUGCUGUACGAGAACAUAUGGCGGCUAUAGAACCUCUCGUGCAAUCGUCUAUUCAGUCUGCUUCUAUAACGUACGACAGCAAAGCUCAGAGUGUUGUGUUCGAUCAGUGUAAGACAGUCGUUGAGGCUGAGUUAGAAAUGGUGUACGCCUGUAAGGAUGCUGGUGGGAACCCAAAGGCGCGAGAUCUUCACAUUGCUGUCGAUAAAAGUGCUGCUAAUUUGCGUGAAGCCAUCACUGACUUACAAAGAAAUGUCAGCAGAAUGGCUUCUGAAGCUGGUGUGAUACAUGGUGUUGUUGAAAACAUUUCACGUUCUAUUGCUUUAACUGAUGAGGUUACAAGUACUGCAAUGGGUUCAUUUACUGAUGCACAGACACGUAUGAUUGGUGCUUUGGAAGAUAUACAACGAAUUGCAACAGAUAUGCCGUUGACAGCUCCAGAAUCAUUAGGUCCAUUAGCGUUGAAGCUUUCUGAACGGUACUCUGAACUUGCUUCCGACUCGAGACUGGCAAUUGCGACUCUCUCUUCUCCGAACCUUGCCCAGAAACUCCGAGUAGCUGUACAAAAACUGGGCACAUCAUGCAUUGAGCUCAGUGUAGUCGAAAGAGGACAAGAAGUACUUGCUACUUUACAUGAAGGUUCAAAAGGCACGCAAGCUUGUAUUAACGCGGCAAAUACUGUGUCAGGAAUUAUAGGAGACCUCGAUACUACGAUAAUGUUUGCUACUGCCGGGACUUUGAAUCCACAGAGAGGAAAUGAAAAAUUUGCUGACCACAAGGAAGGUAUUUUGAAAACUGCGAAAGCACUAGUUGAGGACACAAAGGCUUUGGUUGCUGGAGCUGCUUCUAAUCAAGAGCAGUUGGCAGUUGCUGCGCAAAAUGCAGUACGUACAAUUGUCAAUCUUUCUGAUGCAGUUAAAAGCGGUGCAGUAUCUCUUUUAUCUGAUAAUGCUGAGGCUCAAGUCAUGGUUAUCCAUGCUGUACGCGAUGUCGCUGCAGCACUAUCUAAUUUAAUCCAGGCGACUAAAAAUGCUUCUGGACGCUCCCUAUACGAUCCAGCGAUGAAUAACCUGAAAGAAGCUGCCAAAGUGAUGGUUACCAAUGUGACCUCGUUACUCAAAACAGUCAAAGCAGUCGAAGAUGAACAUCAGCGAGGAGCACGUGCUUUAGAAGCAGCUGUAGAAGCAAUAGCUCAAGAAGUACGUUUAUAUGACAGUGGAGAAGCCCCAUCGCGAGGUGCUGCAACAGCAGAGGAUGUUAUAAGAUCUACUAAACAACUCACGGUUGCGGCUGCCAAAGCUGCAUCGGCAGCUCAAACGAUGCAGCAAACCGACAUUAUUGCUGCUGCAAAUCUUGGCAGGCAGGCGGUGUGCGACCUUUUAGCCACCACUCGAGCUGCUGCUCAAAGCGCUGAUUCUGUAGAUGCGAGGUAUCGAACGCUUGACUGUGGUCGUGAAGUUGCUCUACAAGCAGUGAGGGAUCUUGUCAGCUGUGGAGAACUUUUGAAAGGCGAUAGUUGGGUUGACCCUGGUGAUCCUGCUGCUGCGGCUGAAAAUGAACUUAUGGGAGCAGCAACAUUGAUUGAAGCUGCUUCAUUAAAACUUUCGAAACUGAAGCCUCGUGAAAUUCAUGCAAUUACGCAGUUACUGAAUUGGAUUAUUGGAAUGGAAGUCUUUCAGAAAGUCAGCGCCGACUCACUCUCGUUUGAUGAACAAGUUUUGUCUGCAGCCAUGGCAAUAGCAUCAGCAGUUCAGUUACUAGUGAAGGCCGCAUCAGCUGCGCAAAGAGAGUUGGUAGCGCAAGGGAGACUGGAACCUCGGCCGGCUUUUUCAAGUGAUGACUACCAGUGGUCGGAAGGUUUAAUUUCUGCUGCACGUUUAGUCGCUGCAGCGGUUCAUCAACUUUGUGAAGCUGCAAAUGCUCUCGUUCAGGGACACUCAUCUGAAGAAAAGCUUAUAUCAGCGGCUAAACAGGUAGCUUCAACUACGGCACAAUUACUGGUAGCGUGCAGGGUAAAAUCAGAUCUUGAUAGCCAAGCGAUGCAAAGGCUGCAAAGUGCAGGGCACGCGGUGAAAACUGCCACAGAACAUCUCGUGACUGCGGCACGUUCUGCAAUCCAUGAGGACGAAAGAGCCCUGGUGAUUUCGCAGCGGAUGGUUUCUGGUAUUGCACAAGUGAUGGAUGCACAAGAGCAAGUUCUUCGCAAAGAACGUGAGCUAUCUGAAGCUCGUGGCAAACUCGCUGCACUCAAUAAAGCACGGUACGGAAGAGGUGCAUCGCCAGCACAUGAUAAUUAG